Ornithorhynchus anatinus (platypus) is the source of this 3762-nucleotide messenger RNA. It is a transcript of the gene MAN1A2, whose product is annotated as mannosidase alpha class 1A member 2. The record is from RefSeq and is a predicted model, not a curated record. Gene Ontology annotation, molecular function: calcium ion binding; mannosyl-oligosaccharide 1,2-alpha-mannosidase activity. Lineage: Eukaryota; Metazoa; Chordata; Mammalia; Monotremata; Ornithorhynchidae. The transcript is spliced from 14 exons. Gene Ontology annotation, biological process: carbohydrate metabolic process; N-glycan processing. Gene Ontology annotation, cellular component: Golgi membrane; extracellular exosome; endoplasmic reticulum. The coding region runs from base 203 to 2173 and encodes 656 amino acids.
CGGGAGCGGGAGCGGGUCCCGGGGGCUCGGGCCGCCCGCCGCCCCGCGGACAGAAGCCGGGCCCGCCGUCCUGGCCUGAAGGCCUCCGUCCCGUCCCGUCCCGUCCCGUCCCGUCCCGGUGCCCCCGUCGGUGUUGGCCGUCCUUCCUUUUCUCCUUUUCUCCUUUCCUCCUUUCCUCCCUCCUUCCCUCCCCGCGCCCACCAUGAGCAGCCCCGCGCUGCUGCCCCUGCCCGGCCGCCGCAUCCCGGCGCUCAGCGUCGGGCCGCCCGCCUUCCCGCACCACAGGGCCACGCUGCGGCUCUCCGAGAAGUUCAUCCUGCUGCUCAUCCUCAGCGCCUUCGUCACCCUCUGCUUCGGGGCCUUCUUCUUCCUGCCCGACUCCUCCAAACACAGACGCUUCGACCUGGGCCUGGAGGACGUGUUGAUCCCCCACGUCGAGGCGGGGAAAGGGGGCCGCGACGCGGCCGGUUUCCUCAUCCACGGGCCGGGCCACGACGAGCGGCGGCACAGGGAGGAAGAGGAACGACUGAGAAAUAAGAUCCGAGCUGAUCAUGAGCGAGCUCUAGAGGAGGCAAAAGAAAAACUGAAAAAGACUCGAGAGGAAAUCCGAGCUGAGAUUCAGACGGAAAAAAACAAGUUAGCCCAAGAAAUGAAGAAGAAAGAGAACCAGCCCCUCCCCGCUGUCCCUGUCCCCAAGCUGGUGGGAAUCGAUGGGGGAGAUCCAACCGACGCCGACACUCGGGAGAAGAGGGACAAAAUCAAAGAGAUGAUGAAACACGCCUGGGACAACUACAGGCAGUUCGGAUGGGGACAUAAUGAACUCAAACCCAUCGCUAGGAAGGGGCAUUCCACCAACAUAUUUGGAAGCACACAGAUGGGGGCUACUAUAGUGGAUGCCUUGGACACCCUGUAUAUCAUGGGACUGCGGGAUGAGUUUCGGGAAGGGCAGGACUGGAUCGACCACAACCUGGACUUCAGCGUGAAUUCCGAGGUGUCCGUGUUUGAGGUCAAUAUCCGCUUCAUCGGAGGCCUCCUUGCCGCCUACUACCUGUCGGGACAAGAGGUAUUCAAGAUCAAAGCCGUGCAACUGGCAGGAAAGCUUCUUCCUGCCUUUAACACCCCCACCGGCAUUCCUUGGGCCAUGGUGAACCUGAAAAGCGGAGUGGGUCGAAACUGGGGCUGGGCAUCUGCGGGGAGCAGCAUCCUGGCCGAGUUUGGCACCCUCCAUAUGGAAUUUGUCCACCUCACCUACCUGACAGGCGACCCUGUGUACUACAACAAGGUCUUGCACAUUCGGAAACUGCUUCAGAAAAUGGACCGACCCAAUGGACUAUAUCCAAACUACCUGAACCCAAGAACGGGGCGCUGGGGCCAACAUCACACAUCAGUGGGGGGGCUGGGAGACAGCUUUUACGAAUACCUACUGAAAGCCUGGCUGAUGUCAGAUAAAACGGACAUUGAAGCGAGGAAGAUGUAUGACGACGCUAUUGAGGCAAUAGAGAGACACCUUAUAAGGAAGUCGAAUGGCGGCCUCACCUUCAUUGGAGAAUGGAAGAAUGGCCACUUGGAGAGGAAAAUGGGUCACCUGACGUGCUUUGCAGGAGGAAUGUUUGCACUGGGAGCAGAUGGUUCCAGGGAAGAUAAAGCUGGACAUUACCUGCAGCUGGGAGCCGAGAUUGCGCACACGUGUCACGAGUCAUAUGACAGGACGGUGUUAAAGCUGGGUCCGGAAGCGUUCAAAUUCGACGGCGGCGCGGAGGCUGUGGCCGUCCGGCAGAAUGAGAAGUAUUACAUCCUGCGCCCAGAAGUGAUCGAAACCUACUGGUACAUGUGGAGGUUUACACACGACCCCAAGUACAGGCAGUGGGGCUGGGAAGCUGCUCAGGCUAUUGAGAAGUCCUGCCGAGUGAGCGGUGGGUUUUCUGGGGUCAAGGAUGUGUACUCUUCCGCCCCGGCAUAUGAUGACGUCCAGCAGAGCUUCUUCCUGGCAGAAACACUGAAGUAUUUGUACCUGCUCUUUUCCAGUGACGACCUUUUACCUUUGGACCACUGGGUGUUCAACACGGAAGCCCACCCGCUCCCGGUGCUACACCUGGCCAACACCACUCUUUCAGGGAACCAGGCCUAUCGGGGCUCGAUCCUGCUGUGGCAUCCAACCUGGGAAGGACUUUGAGGGCUGCUGGCGUCCCGGUGCCAACACCCCAGCCAGAAGGCCCCCACCCGGUCCCCAUCGCCCCAGCCAGAACCCCCGGCCCGGCUCAGCUUUCCCCGUUCCGGCUAGAAUCCUGACCCGGCGAUCUCCAUCCUUGAUGUGGCAGUCGUCGCCCCCGCCGGAAUCCCGGCCCAGCACUCACUGCCCUGGCCAGAACCCCUGGCGCUCAUCAUCUCUGGACCUGGUUCUUGUUGCCCCAGCCAGAAUCCCAGCCGGGCAUCAACUGCCCCGGCUGGAAUCCCAGCACGGCACUCGCCGCCCCUGACGUGGCACUCACCCCCAGCCGGGACCCCCGGCCUGGCACUCACCCCUCCAGCCAGAAUCCCAGCCCAGCACUCACCGCCCCUCACGGGGCACUCAUCCCCCGAGCCGGGACCCCCAGCUUGGCACUCACCACUCCAGCCAGAAUCCUGGCCCAUCCCUCUCUGCCCAUCUUCCCAGCUGUGAGGCCAAGCAGCUUUGGGGUUCCGACAACCUCGGCUUUUCUUGGCGCUUGGCAAGGGCUCACCAAUUGAUUACGCUUUCUGAACCGCCAGCGGUCCUCUCCUCCCGGACGCCCGCCCCGCCCCCGGUCCCUUCCUCCAGUCCCCGCCCCGGGUCCACUUGCCGACCGUUUGCAGAAGUUAGCCCGGUGGGGUUCGUAAAGCACAGGACUCGUGUGGCCUGCGGUUCCGGGACGACGGGCUCGGGGCUGCCCAGUUUUCUCCCGGUCCUUUGGCGUGGGUGGGCAGGGGGCAUUUGUUGGAGUGGAGCUUGCCUCUUUCCGGGUUUGCGCAGCGUGAACGGCUGCCUGGGAAACACCGAUCCCCACCCUGCGGGUGGCGAUUCAGAGGGAGAAGAGGAAACGGCUUCAGGACCCCUCGUCAACCAUUCGCACUGUGCCAACCGUCCUCCCUGAGUUAGGGCUCCCCCUGACUGCUACGGUUUGGAGCCCAGGCAUUAAAGCACUGGAAAAUUGUCAAAAAAAAGAAAAACCCCUCUGGGCGUAUUCAGUAAUUUUGAUUCAAAUAAUGAUUUUAUGGAGACGACAGCGCCUGGGGAGCAUCUCUUUUGUCGUCCAUUCCUUUUCCACUUGGAAGUCGAUGAUCCAAGGAAGUGCUCAGGAUUUGCCUCCGGAAACAGCUUCCCUAACCCCGGGGUCCUCCGACGUCGGAGCGGGCAGUUGGCCGUCGGAUCCCCCGUUACUUUGAUUCCUACAAUUCUUUGUCGAUAGAGCCAGAAUGGAGGCAGAGGAGGGGCCGUGUCCCAAUAGGGAGCCGGCCCCUGGCCGGGCACCAGGGAAGAGAUUACGCCAAGGGCAGGCGUUCCUGAUGGAGGAGAGUCAGUGAUGCAGCUCCAGUUGGCAGAAUCUCCUGCCAAUGUUGGGGAGGGUGGGGAUUGGCUGCCGGCGGAACAUCCCCGCAUUUAGGCUCGAGCCAGGUGAUUUGAACCUUCUGCAAGCAGAUAUACCGUACUGCCAUUUUCCAUGUCUUUCUUUCUGGCAUUCUUUUUUUGGUGUAGGAAUACCGUGGUUCCAAAUAAAAACUUGAAAUAAAACCCCACAAACCCUG